Molecule: messenger RNA, 4956 nt
Organism: Pyrenophora tritici-repentis Pt-1C-BFP
Lineage: Eukaryota; Fungi; Ascomycota; Dothideomycetes; Pleosporales; Pleosporaceae
Source: RefSeq, a predicted model, not a curated record
AUGUCCAAUGCGAUACCCAGCAACACUGCACGCCCUGUCGCCUCUGGAUCCUCGAACCGCCAGAGGCGGCGACAUAGCCAACACAUACCACCGCCUACUACAGGCGCAAUGAGCGAAAGUGUGCCCGCUGCCCCAGAGGUACCGCGUGCGCCACCCUCGUCUUACAGAGACCCAUAUGCCAAAGGUGUCAGAGUACCUGCGCGCACGGCUUCUGGUCGGUCCCGCGAUCCAGCCAUCCAAUUGAACCCGAGCAGACAGCAAGCGACCAUACAAACAGCCGCCGAUAGACUAUACGAACUACGCUCACCACCAUACGCACCAGUCGAGCCAUUGGCAGGUACUGUCGAGCGCCGCGGCUCCAGUCGCAAACCCUCUGUACCUGACCGAUCACCACUGCAAAAACUAGAGGGGAAGCUAGAUGACAUCAGCAAAGAAGAGAGAAGAGCGAGGAUACUCGAGGCGGAAUUGGCAGCGCAAGAAAAGGCCGAGGCUGAGAUGCGGGCAAGGCGGGCGCGAGAGGCCGCGAUUAAACAGCAACAAGAAGCCGCAAUUAAACAGCAGCAAGAAGCUGCACUAAAACAGCAGCAGGAGGAAGAACAACGAGCAGCAGCCAACGCAGCAUCCGUGCCAGAGAGGUCUCCUAGGGUUCCAAGCGAAGCAAGCAGUGGCAAUAACCGUGUCUCAAUGCGAACGCCAGCCUUGCACCUGUCUCCGCAGAUGAGUGAACUCGAAUCCGACGACGGCUAUGUCUAUGACCUCAACGAACCCUGGGAUCCUAACGGGGCACGGGCUGUAGCAGUCCAACCCAUCCAGGCUGGGACGGUCCACAAGCGCCCACCUGUACCUUCAGGAUACGACGCCUUUCCGCACAACAACGCCGCUAGUCCGCGAAGCACCAGCACGAAGGGGAAAGAGCCAGUUGGAGUUGCACGAGGCAGUGGCAGCUACAGCGAUCGAAGUGCCAUGGCAAACAUACACAGGAAGCCAGUCCCUGCUGCUGCGGGGCUUGGCUUAGUAGGUGUAGACGAUACCUCGGCGGGUGCUGAAGUUGCUGGCUCGGACAGCAAGCAAGACCAUGGCCGAAGAGACAGUCGGGGCAUCAUGGCGGCGCAGAUGGAAAUGCAACAACACUCUAUUGAUCACAAGGGAACACCCCGGAGUAUUGAGAACCGACAACUAAAACCUCUAAAGCCUCUCAUGCCUCCUGUGCCCCAAACCAACCGCAAGAGCGUCGUUUUUUCAGAGUCCGAAUCGGAGUUGGAGGCACACGAUCCAGAGAAGACUCGUAAACGCGACUCCCGCCAUUCCCGCCACUCGAGCCAUCACAGCGACCCAGAACGGACAUAUACCCCUGGCCCGAUGCUUGACGAGUGGAGGAAUGCGCCUAUUGGCACCCUGGGCGCAGAUGAUCUUGAUCUGAACACCCCAGUCACAGCCAACAGCGGCAACAAAGCGUGGUGGGAAGAGAGCAAGGCCGCGCGGCGAAGACGUUCCAGCAGUCACGCAUCUCCAACAUACGAUGGCUAUGCUGACACUCCUACCCCGACUGCUUUCAACCCACCAUUGUACCUCAAGUGUGGACCCCUUUUGCGCUACACGGGCCUUCGCAAAGACCGUAGCAGGCCAGGGCCAGGGAAUGAGCGCGAGAUAUGGCGAGGCAGCGUCAUGAUUGUGACUGUUGACGCCUCUUCUUCUUAUGUCAAGCCGCCGACAUUACGUCUGUUCAAGCAGCCAAUGGACAUAUUGCCCCCACCGCCAGAAGAGGUCGAUCAAGAUCAACUAGACCCGUCCUACAUCGAUCCUGUUGAAGGCCAAAUCAAAGUCUCGCGCACAGGCAAGACAUUGUAUGUCAAACCGAUCGAUGAAAUACCAGAAGACGAGGAUCUAUCUCGUAUCGAAGAUGACACCGGCCUUUUCUCCCAGACCCGAAGUACUACCAAUGGCUCGGCUGCUAAGUCCACCCGCAUUCAUAAGAGAGACGGCGAAAAGCUCGGUAAAGUGCGUGACUUCCCCGGUAUACGUCUAUACGCUGAAAGAGGAGUCACCUUCUGGCGCUUCAACAUUGAAGUCGAGCUCGGAACCAGUCAGACACGGAUUGCCUACAGGAUCAAUCAGGGUCCUGCAAUUGGAUUCUGGGUUCCUGCAAAGGGAGAAUCUAUGAACAUCAUGUUCCACAGCUGCAAUGGAUUUUCCAUGAGCGUGGAGUCCAAGCAGUUCUGUGGACCUGAUCCCAUGUGGCGCGAUGUGCUGAACACGCAUCAGACCCGCCCUUUUCAUGUGAUGAUUGGCGGAGGUGACCAAAUCUACAACGAUGCGGCAAUGAGACAGACUACCUUGUUUCGAUCAUGGACCGAGAGCAGGAACCCCUUGCACAAACACCAUCAGCCAUUCUCUGAGGAGAUGCAGAAUGAGCUGGAGCAGUUCUACCUUGAUCGGUACUCGAUGUGGUUCUCGCAGGGAAUGUUUGGCAUGGCCAACUCGCAAAUUCCGAUGGUCAACAUGUGGGAUGAUCACGACAUCAUCGACGGCUAUGGUUCUUACCCUCACCACUUCAUGCAAACGCCUGUCUUCACGGGCGUUGGCGCAGUCGCCUUCAAGUACUAUAUGCUCUUCCAACACCAGUCGGUGGCCGCUGAAACCGAGAAGACCGAGCCGUCAUGGCUGCUUGGAAAAAAUCCAGGACCUUACAUCAAAGAGCGCUCCAGAAGCGUCUUCAUGCAGCUUGGUCGACAGGUGGCCUUCCUUGGCCUUGAUUGUCGCACGGAGCGACGGCGGGACGAGAUACUCACUGAGGACUCUUACGACAUCAUAUUCGAUCGCCUAGAAGACGAGAUCAUCAAGGGCGAGACUAAGCACCUGAUAGUACUACUUGGGGUACCCAUCGCUUACCCUCGUUUGAACUUCCUUGAGAUACUAUUGACAAGUAGGAUCAUGGACCCUAUCAAGGCCCUCGGUCGCACUGGUCUGCUAGGCAACUUUGUCAACAAGUUCGACGGAGGCGUGGAGAUCUUGGAUGAUCUUGAUGAUCAUUGGACAGCCAAGCACCACAAGGAAGAGCGCAACUGGUUCAUUCGUGAGCUGCAACACAUUGCUUCCACAAAGUCUGUUCGUGUUACUAUUCUUGGUGGCGACGUACAUCUUGCAGCUGUCGGUCAGUUCUAUACCAACAAGAAACUCAACGUGCCCAAGGACAGGGAUCACAGGUAUAUGCCAAACGUGGUUUCUUCCGCUAUAGUCAACACGCCGCCUCCUGACAUCAUGGCGGACAUUAUCAACAAGCGGAACAAGGUCCAUCAUCUCGAUCAUUACACGGACGAAGACAUGAUACCUCUCUUCAGUCAUGGCGUGGACGGAAAGAAGAGAAAUAACAACCAUCUACUGCCACAUCGAAACUGGUGCAGCAUUCGCGAGUACAAGCCGGGCUCUACACCUCCAGACACUCCCUCACCACCCUCGACACCGACAGAUGGCCCUCGCUUGGGCAGAACCAUGUCUGACUUCACGCCUGGUCAGCUGGUAAGGCGGUUAAGUGGUCAGCAGACGAGACCCUCUGCACGAGGUCGUGGUCCCCCUGUGUCAUAUCGCAACAAUCCCGCAUAUGCUGCGGCCGAUAAUGAGCAGGUGGGCCACCACCAUCAGCCGCAGUCUUCGUUCUCCCCGGAUCGCUCUGAUUCAGAGAAACUCACUCGUUCGCGUCGCAAUUCUUUGUCUUCUCUCUUCCGUCGUCGUACCUCGGUCGACGGUGGCCGUCCAGGCACAUCAGGGAGCAUGUCCUCUCCUCGAAGCCGUCCCAGCAUGUCACAAGAUAGACCGUCGGGCUUCCACCGCCGUCCUAGUGUGAUAAGCAAGAAGGGUGCAUCAAAGCACGAUGAACUCAUCAACCUCGAAGGCGGUCUCGACAUCUGUCUCAAUGUCGAAGUAUCGCAACACGACCCGGCAGGUAUCACCAUGCCAUAUAGGCUUCUUGUGCCAGCUCUUCAUUAUGUCGAAUCAGAGGAUGGUGUCGUGGAAAAGGAACCUCGCAAGCCCAAGGGGUUCUUCGCUGCAUUUGGUGGCAAGCAUAAGAGUACGAUUGGUGAUGAUGGGAACUCGAUUUCAGGCAGCGAGAGUGGAAGUUCGACGCCGACGGUCGGCGCGCCGCAGAAUCUCGCUCCAGAAAUCCACGGACGACGAAGCCUGGAUGUGGGUGCGGGUACAUCCUCCAGAGCCUCAGCAUGGGAAAACGCAGCAGCGAAACGACACGUCAGUGCGCUUCAGCAUCCUCCCAUAACCCAGCUUGCGGUCCCGACGACAGCGGUUCCAUCCCGCUCCAACUCCGCCCGCAGACAACCAUCGUAUAACUCAUCGCACAAGUCCCAACUCCCUUCCCCAGAAGUAGACAUACAAGUGAACAAGAAAUCAAAGCGCCAAUCUUACCCACCUCACCCAGCAAUCGUCGGAGCCGGCCCGGGAUCCCCCUACGCAAAAUACGGCCAAGGCCUCCAACCCAGACAAGACAUUACAGGCGGUGACUACUUCAGCAGCGGCGGUCGCGACGGCCAACCUCACCCUGCAGCAGUCCAUCCCGCAACAGCCGCCGCCGUUCAUCCAGCCGCCGUCCACCCCGCAACCGCCCCCCGACAAGCCGUCGACCCAGAAUACAACGAGAAACCCGUCCAACGCGCAGACUACGCUCAACCCCAACGAAGCGGCUACGACCGCACCGCCGCCGCGUAUCCGGCGUACCCCCAACGCAACGGCAGCGUGGGCGCCGGCGCUAGAUAUCUUGGUACAGGCAGGUAUCAGGGCGGCGAGGAUAGCUCUGAUAGCCUUGGUGACGAAGAUGAUGAUGAGGAUGGUAGGAGUUAUAGUGGGAAGGAGGAGCAGAAUAGUCAGGAUAGUUUUGUUGUGCCGAAACAAAAGAAGAAGUGGCAGAUUUGGAAUGCUUAUUAUAUCUUGCCAUACAUGCCUCCUUAA